AUGGUGAGCAAAAUGAACAUGCUUGUGUUGAUGGUGUUCCUAGGAGCUGCGGUCCGGGGUUGCAGCGCUCAGACGUCGCAUGUGGUCGGCGAUUCACUCGGAUGGGUCGUCCCGCCAGGCGGCCCGAUAGCCUACUCGACUUGGGCCGGCAACAAGACCUUCGUUGUGGGCGACACUCUAGGUAGAACUUCAGUAUAUGCUGGUAAAAACUCCAUUAACAUUUACUUCAUCAUCUUCAAGCUCUUAGUGAAAAGUGAUGAGAAUCAUGAAAUCAUCGAGACUGAAAUCUUCAAUUUCAUGACCGGAGAUCACGAUGUGGCCGAGGUAACUAAGGCAGCAUACGACGGCUGCAACUGCACGAGCCCCAUCUCGCUCCAGGCCAAUGGGCCGGCAAGCAUCCCCCUCAACCAAUCCGGCGAGCACUUCUACAUCUGCACGGUCGGCAGUCACUGCAGCCUCGGCCAGAAGCUCACCAUCAACGUUGCCACCACCACGCCUUCUCCAACAGGCUCUGCCACCCCUCCGUCGCCAGGGAACUCAGCCGCCUCUUUGAGCGUCACUGGCUUGUUCUCGUGGAUGUUGUCUGUUGCCGUAGUGUUGUUGUACUAG
Molecule: messenger RNA, 609 nt
Organism: Eucalyptus grandis
Lineage: Eukaryota; Viridiplantae; Streptophyta; Magnoliopsida; Myrtales; Myrtaceae
Product: umecyanin-like
Exons: 2
Coding region: 1-609 (202 amino acids)
Cellular component (GO): plasma membrane
Molecular function (GO): electron transfer activity
Source: RefSeq, a predicted model, not a curated record